This is a messenger RNA of Scatophagus argus, 1273 nucleotides long. It is a transcript of the gene gar1, whose product is annotated as GAR1 homolog, ribonucleoprotein. Gene Ontology annotation, biological process: ribosome biogenesis; snoRNA guided rRNA pseudouridine synthesis. The record is from RefSeq and is a predicted model, not a curated record. Gene Ontology annotation, molecular function: box H/ACA snoRNA binding. Lineage: Eukaryota; Metazoa; Chordata; Actinopteri; Scatophagidae. Bases 156 to 803 code for a protein of 215 amino acids. The transcript is spliced from 7 exons. Gene Ontology annotation, cellular component: box H/ACA snoRNP complex.
CGACACGAAUUUACGACACUUGCCGACACUGGUCAGUACGUUUGCGGCAGUCUUUGGUCACACGUGUUGUCAUCACAUGUACGUUCCUCGGAGUAAAUAGCUGCAACAAGCCGGUUGAUUUUAAGAGUGAUCUGCUUUAACUGAUUUGAAGAAAAAUGUCCUUCAGAGGAGGAGGUGGACGAGGUGGCGGAAGAGGUGGCGGAUUUAACCGAGGUGGAGGAGGCAGAGGUGGUGGAGGAUUUGGACGAGGUGGUGGAGGAUUUGGACGGGGUGGUGGCAGAGGUGGUUUUAAUAGGCAACAAGACUACGGUCCUCCAGAACAUGUUGUCGCGUUGGGAGAGUUCAUGCAUCCAUGUGAAGAUGACAUUGUGUGUAAGUGUACAACAGAGGAAAACAAAGUUCCCUAUUUCAACGCCCCAGUGUACUUGGAAAACAAAGAGCAGAUUGGGAAGGUGGAUGAGAUAUUCGGCCAACUCCGUGACUUUUAUUUUUCAGUUAAACUUUCAGAAAAUAUGAAGGCAUCUUCAUUUAAGAAGCUUCAGAAGUUUUAUAUAGAUCCAAUGAAGCUCCUCCCACUGCAGAGAUUCCUCCCUAGGCCGCCAGGAGAGAAGGGUCCACCAAGAGGAGGACGGGGUGGAGGAAGAGGUGGUGGUCGUGGAGGCGGUUUCCGUGGUGGCAGGGGUGGAGGCGGCCGUGGAGGAGGAUUUGGAGGCGGGCGCGGUGGAGGUUUCAGAGGUGGACGCGGAGGAGGCUUCAGGGGAAGAGGAGGCGGUGGGGGACGUGGAUUCAGAGGUGGGAACUGAUGGUCUGGUGUCAUGGUCCCAUUCCAGAGCUCUGCCACACAAACAAAAAGGCUGCGUUAUAUAUAGGUGACUGGCCUGUUGGACUCCGAAUAUGGACUUUGCUCUCUUUGCAGAACUUGAGUGGAUUUUUUUAUUUCAGUUUUAUUUUAUUUUUACCCAUUUUGAAUGUGUGAUGAAUCUUUGUGGUUUUUAUUUAAAAGGUUCAUGUGUAUGAUUGAGUGUAAGAUAGCAAGGACUUUCUCAGCCUGUUAGGGAGGAUUUUUGGGUCCCUUUGUGAACAGGCAUGUCAUUAUCCUGUGCUGAUUGUCUUUAAAUGGUAGGCCAUGACAAAUGUUUGUAGAAAAAUGUGUGGGGAAAUCAGACUUCAGAUGCUGUCAGUUGAAAACAAUUUAUUACCCAUAAUCUGUAAAAUCUUAAGCAAAAUAUUGUCAUAUUUUUGUUAAAGGCCUUGAUUAAACAGUGCUUUGUAA